CAUGGAAGGAUAGAGUAACCGAUUCAGCGUUUGAAUGGCACAGCAGUCUGCAAAUAAAGCUCUGUCUAAAUAUUAGUUAAAUACCAUAGAGCCUUUAUUGUUACUGGAAACUAUCGUUUUUGCUUGCCAAACUUUCGCAAACGAUAAUUCGACGUAUAACACAGAGCCGCUCAGCCGUUCCUUGGCUUGGCUUCUUGGAGACCUCAUGACACAUUGGCUUAAUAUUUCAUUGAUUGAUGGUUUGUUCAUAUAUCAGUGAGGAAAAGGAUCAUUUUUAGCUCAUUAUGCGAAAUUCGACAGUGUCUGCCUUUGAGUUAUUGAUAUCCCUGCCUACAGCAAUUAUUGUAUAGCAUAACAAUUUCGUGGCUUUAUCUGGAAAACUGUAGCCCAGUUGAGAUGGAAUAUUUCUGAGUAAUUUUUUGGUUGGUUCGCGUCAACCAAUCCAUGGUGCAGUGGUUUGGUUAAGAAGAUUGCAACAACAGGUUAUGUUGGGUUCCUGGAUUCAGAACAAAGGCAGUUCGGUUUUAACUCAAACGGGUGCGAUGAUUCUGGCCAUCUUCUUCGUGGCACUAGUAAGUGUGACUCACGCCGCGCGGUUCAACGACCGCGACAACUGCCAGCUGGUAAAAGUAUCUCGUUGUGCUGACUUUAAUUACAACUAUACAUUAUAUCCCAAUCUAUUGAUGCACCAGAGACAGGAUGACGCGGAGAGUGACCUACGACAAUACGAUUUGCUAGUUCAAAGUGAAUGCUCGCCGCACCUCCGCUUCUUUCUGUGCGUCUUGUUCGUACCAGUAUGUACUGUACUCAAUAAGCCCUUGCCGCCCUGCCGCUACUUGUGUGAGCAGGUUCGUGCGGGCUGUGAAACGCUGCUUAACAGAUAUGGCUUUCAAUGGCCUGAGCAGUUUUACUGUUCGAGAUUUCCACGUUCAAAAGAUGACAUUUGUGUUGGCAAUCCGCAAGCUGAGAAGGGCGGGCAGAUAGAAGAUAAGACCAAGCCAACGACAGUCACCGGUAAAGAUGGCUCCGUAGACGGAGAAGAGGGUCAGCACGUGAUAAUUAAAUGUACUGCGAAAGGCACCACUGUUCAUAUACGGAAAGUUAGGCACUCCGGAGGAUCACUUUGCAAAGGCCGCAGUACAAGGAACAUCCUUACGUCAAUUUGCAAUGGAAAAGACACUUGCUCGUUUAUUUUGAAUGAUAUCACCCUUAAAGGACAUUGCCAUGGAAAAGUAGGCCGGUCUAAGAUCAAGUUCAAGUGCACGAAAGGUGGUGUUCGCAGCCUUUCAGCCCAAAGAAAUGGUCGAUUGCAAAUGUCUUGCAAGAAGAGACGUGAAAUAAGGAUCUUGAAGGCAGCGUUCGGGGAAGGCAAGUGCAGAACACCCCACGCACACUGUGUACUGUCGCAGCUGUGUAAUGGUAAUAAGUCAUGCGAUAUCAUUGCUGACCAAAAUAGGCUUGAUAGUCCAUGCACAUCACCCAAAGCGAGGCUGCUGCUACAGUAUGAAUGUAUAAGGAGGCCAGAUGCACCAAUUCAGACAGCUUCAAUAGACGGGGGAAAAAUUUUGACAAUCCCUUCUUGCCCGAUGGAAAAGAAGCUGUCAAUCAUUCAUGCAAAGUAUGGUGAGAGUGGAAGAUGUCAAAUGUAUUGUGUCGUGUUUGCAUUAUGUAACGGGAAGCCAUCUUGCAUUAUUCCUAAUAUGGCUCAAUUCAGAAGGUCAUGCCCAGGCUCCAGCAGAAAACUCGAAGUUCGCUACCAAUGUGUGUGAGAUGCGCAAAACGAAGGUCUUGUCUCGGAUGUCAUUUUCAGCUUGCAAAGCAACAAAGCGUAGGGAAAGUUUUCUUCAAGAGUAUCCCUAGAAGAUGCUGAAACACACAACUUUACAUUUAACCAUAACCUUACAUUUUACUGCAAAAUUUAUCAACUACAAGACAUCUAGAAAUUUCCAACCUAAGAAUUAAUAAUUUUGAAAUGGGUAUGGUCGAUCGUACCAUGGAGAUAAAGAUUCAAUUUGGAUGAAAAAUGUGGCCAUAAAAUGGUAGAAAAUAAAAUGCACUGGAAAUUUUCUGAAAGAUUUUCCUUUUUUUACCACAGCGAAGCUACUAGGUAAAUGAGAUAUGUUCAAAUCCAUUUUUGUCAAAAAUGACGGUAAUUGUUGGUAAGAAAACUUGUUAAUUAAUCGUGUAGAACCAUAAAAUCGACUAGGUUAUAGAUUUUAUCAUUUUUAUUUGUAUUUUCAUAAUUAGGUGAAGAACGUAUUUAAGUUGAGAAAAUAGAUUGUAGAUAUUAAAAGAGAAAUAUAAAAUUUUUAUCUGAAACAUCGGUUUAGUUUGUGGAUAUUCAGUUUCUUUCUGGCCUAAAGUGUGAUUGAAGUUGCUGGUGAAAUUGACGAUAAACGAACCCAAGAGAACAUAUGUAUCCAGUAUUCCUGUAUUUUAACCUACACUUAUGUAUUACGUGCAAGGAUUAGUAUGUUAGUAGUGGAAAAGUUUUUAAACUGGUUAAACAAAAGAUGAAAUAAGUAUUUUAGCAGCAUGGGGUAAUUUGCGUAGUUGUCGACUGCUAUUAUGGUACACGUAUUUGUGUCCUGUGGUUGGUCCUCAGAUUUGGACCAGCAGUAAAGAGGAAAGAAUAUAGAAGAAAAUUAGGAUAAACAUUAAAAGCAACAUGGUUGUCGAAAGUUUCACAAACGUAUUUAGCAUGCUGCAGAAAUAUUUUGGUUUUAGCUCAAGUAGCUGUCUAUGCACAAAUUAAUUAUCAAUUAAUAAAUCUGCCACAGUAAAGCUAACGUUUUUACAAACUUGAACAUACCACUGAACAGCUGGCCUAACUCCAUUCCAGUCUUGCCCGUUGCCUUCUUUUGUUUGUUAUGGGUACAUUUGUUCAUGAACAGGAACUGGUUUGAAGAUGCUUCGAAAACCGCGAAAGUCGAGCAGGACCAAAGCGUCAAAGUCCACAGGUAUUCAUUUUUGAAUCAAAAUACCUCACAAUUCACGCAAGGUUUAUUUUUACGAAAUUCCUACCGUUAAAGUAACUUCUAAAUACAAUAUGUCAGGUAUCCAAUCAACGUUAUCGUAUUGUUCGAUAAACAAUACAAUUUAGGAUCUGAAACCCUUGUACUGCCACUUGGGACUGGGAAGCGAAGAUAAACAGACGGGUUGGCCAUUCUGGUUUCUCAAAACGGCAAAGUCCAUUUAUCAUUUGUCUCCAUUGUCACAAUGGUAAAACAUCUUUCGGGCCAAUUGACAUAUACAAUUGGCCAACUGUCAUAUACUUCAAUUUACAAGAAGCCAGAUUUGAUACUUUUUGCAAUAAUUGAAAUGAAUCUAACCGUCAAAAUGAAAGAGUUGACACACAGAAGCAUCAUCUGGAAGAACCUUCUCUUUAAAAUUUCAACAUACUGAGCUUCCCCCAAUGAACUGCUUGUCGCAAAAUCAUGAAGUUAAAUCGCACUUCUAAGCAUAUAUAAAACAGUUCAUUUUUACGCCACCAUUUAGCAUCUAAAUAAAGUCU
Rhopilema esculentum is the source of this 3514-nucleotide messenger RNA. RefSeq lists its product as uncharacterized. NCBI's taxonomy places the organism in Eukaryota, Metazoa, Cnidaria, Scyphozoa, Rhizostomeae, Rhizostomatidae. The record is from RefSeq and is a predicted model, not a curated record. Gene Ontology annotation, cellular component: plasma membrane. Gene Ontology annotation, molecular function: Wnt receptor activity; Wnt-protein binding; carbohydrate binding. Gene Ontology annotation, biological process: non-canonical Wnt signaling pathway; canonical Wnt signaling pathway.